UUGCCCGCUCACCAUUAUUUCGUCUGCCGCGCCAUGAAGGGAAGUUGUACAACGGAAGUCGAGCAGAGCAGACGAUGAAAAAACGUUUUCUACAUCGCUUCAUCAUGAUACUUAAGGUGAUCCACAAGAGGAAGAUGUUGAUUAGCAUUUUAUUCGGCCUGGUAGUCUUGACAAUCCAUGGAUUAACAAUCAGCAGUGGGCACAUUGUUUCAACGGAGACUUCCAGGGAGUAUCGCCCCAAUUUGACCGUUUCGAAACGUCGGAAUCUUCUCGUUUCUUCGGAACGGGAGUCGAGGACUAUCAAGGAAUAUCCCGAGAUCUUAAAUGUUAAUAUUUGUGAUAACCGUUCAGAGGUGUUCCUUGUCUUUAUCAUCAAUUCAGCUCCUGGGAACAUAAUACGAAGAAACAGGAUCCGUCGGACUUGGGGUUCAAUACGGAAUUACCGCGGUUAUGACAUGCGUUACGCAUUCUUUUUAGGAGGAAUGGACCAAAAAACGUACCUAACGGUAUCAAAUGAAAGUAGGAAAAACGAUGAUAUUGUCGUGUCUGGAACAUAUAAAGAUGAUUAUCUUAACAUGACCCGGAAGACCUUAUUUUCAAUGGGUUGGGUCAGAACUCAUUGUCCGUCCGCUAGUUUUGUGAUCAAGUGCGAUGACGAUGCGAUGGUGCUCCCGAAGAAUCUUUUGGAAUAUCUGUUGCAGUUACGAGUGGAGCAAAGUCUUAAUCUCUUCGCUGGUUUCCGUGAGAGAGAAGGGGCUACAAAGUUCGGCAAGGAAUCUAAAUGGCAUGUUCGAGCAGAUGUGUGGCCAGCUGAUCUCGCCUACCCAGCCUAUCUGAGGGGAUACUUCGUAUUGCAUUCAAUGAGGGUGGUUAAAAAGUUCCACGAAGCGUCUUUUCUCAUCAAAGAGAAAUACAAUGUGUCACAAGCUGCACAUAUUGAUGAUGUGUACGUUGGAUUACUCGCUAAGGACGUGGGGGUAGCAGCGGAGUGGCUUCCCCAUCUCUUCCUCAACCCACCAGACACGGAUCAGUGUCAGGUUUGGGGAAUGAUAGCAACUCUCUACAAUAUCAAGGAGACAAGCAAGUGGAUCGCGUAUUGGGAGGCAAUAAACAAUUUUGAUCCAUUAAAACAUGAAUGUUUGAAUGUAAGAAAACUUAUAUAUACUGCAGGGUUAUCAUAGUUAUCAUAGGUGGAUAGUACGAGUAUUUACCUUAAAAAUGUGGUGUCAGUGACGAUCAGAAGUAACUGACGAAGUAGCUGUAUUACUACGAAAGCUUUGGUAAGCUUGACAAUGUUUAUGCUUUUUUAAAGGUCAAAAACCUUGAGUUUGUCAUGCAUAGAGAUACUAAACCCUUUUCCAGUGGUUUAGACAGUGACAUUGUCAUUAGAUAAGAGGAGAUCGCUAAACUAAAUAGAUAAUACCAAGAAUUAAAAAAGACUAGCCUCUUAAUUCUUGAUAAUACCAUGAUAUGACCUGUAUAUUAAGUCAUUAAUCAUACAUGUGGGUGCAGAUCUAUAGAUGUGAGCUAUAUAUUAUGCAAGUUGGCACCAUACAACGCGGAAUAAUUAGGGCCACCUGGGAGCUUCUUGGCUUAUGUCAACGAUUUGUCAAAGACCUUACGUAACAUGUUAUACGUACACGGUACAUACCAUACAAUAACGAUUUCUUGGCCAUUUUACAGCUAUACGUUGAGUAUAAUGUCGACUGCGAUGCCUGAUGGCAAACUGUUAGUCAGUAUAAAUCCAAUACUUCAUGUUCUGUAUACCAGUUAAAAUGAUUGCAAAGACAUACACGUUGGUGUCGCCCACUCCCACUUCUGCUUUGGGUGGCUUCUGCUUCAGGUGGUGAACGUUUCGUUUCUGAAGCUACAUGUACUACAUGUAUGUAGAUUUCUAUACGUUCAGAUCAACUCAUGCUACCACUAGACGGAGGAAACAUCGUUAACAGCAUUCGCCAAAGCAGCAGCGACAAGCAUAUACUAUCACUGCGCAAGGAGUAUGCGUUGAUAUGACAAAUGACCCAAGGCGUGGCCCUGGAGCGCUGUAUCCACCAUGCAAUUUCCGUUCGAACAGUGAUGUUUGUCAGUUACGCCUAUUCUUUUGAAGAUGUCGUUUAAUAGUGCCACUACGUGAUUCAAGUAAUUUAAUUAACCCUUCGAGUCUUACAGACACGUUUCACAUUGCAGCCGGAGGUUGGAAAAUGCCCGCGUUAGAUUUGUGCCGCAGUACUUCGAUAUAUCAGCAUUUUUGAAAUUCAUAUCCCGUUCGUAUUAACACUAAUACGGCCUUGAAGGAAAUGGACAAAAAAACUGAUCAAAAGUGUGUCCCUUAUUCCAUGAGGAUGUCAGUAGCAUAGGAGUGAUGAAUAAUAAGUUAAUCCGGGGUUAAUGUUCGCUUUUCUGGCCCUGCACACAGGGCCGGGCCGGAGAAGCGAACGUCUUGUAAGCUUAACACCUGAUUUCCUCAGGAUGAGGGACACAAUAUAUGUACGUAGAUAGAUUUUUUAGAAGGGUAUGAUAUCUGCGCAUUUAGUCACAUUCGGCAACUUUGCAAGCUUUUUUCCCUGUGAAUACAUAAUAUUCAUGGACUUGUGCCACUAUUUCCGGAGCACACAAACUUUGCGUGCGACAGGUGCACUCUUCCCGGAACGUCUACCAGCGUUCAGUCUAUAGAGAAGAUCUGCUUGGAAGAUGUCGAAGUCGUGGGCAAAGUUUUAAAAAGCCCGCCAGUUUGUAUGAAUUCUCUCCAUAUAAUAUAAAUCCGGCGAAGACAAAAGGAAACCUCUCAGUAUUUUUUGCUUAUCAUGGUCUAGAUAACGUCUUUAGUUAGUUGGAGCUCUUUCAAAGCCUGUGCUACAUGUAUAUAAGUAACGCGACACCAAACUAAAAAAUUACGGCAUUAAAGUGAGAAGUAUAUACAUGUACUUAUUUGUAAAAAAUUGAAGUUCAUGUUUCAUUAUUUCGGACUGCAGGUUGGACUUUCGUCCUUCAGGAAAUCAGGUGUUAAUGUUUACUAUACAGGGUGUGCAGUGCCGGAGAAGCGAACACUAAUCCCUCUGAUUUCCUCAGGAUGGGAUUGAGGUGACACCGCCGAUUAAUCGGCGUGUCGAGUUUCAACCUUAUUCUCGUUUCCGGUCUAGAGCGAUGUCAUCAAUUCCGAAAAAGGUUGACGAGCCCCUAUCAUUUUAGGCCUCAAUAUAUAGGUUCUGGUAAUAAGAGAGGCAGGGAGGUCAUGGAGUGCCACUAGUUGAAUAACGCG
This is a messenger RNA of Lineus longissimus, 3259 nucleotides long. Its product is annotated as beta-1,3-galactosyltransferase 5-like. Bases 75 to 1181 code for a protein of 368 amino acids. Gene Ontology annotation, molecular function: hexosyltransferase activity. Gene Ontology annotation, cellular component: Golgi membrane. Lineage: Eukaryota; Metazoa; Nemertea; Pilidiophora; Heteronemertea; Lineidae. The record is from RefSeq and is a predicted model, not a curated record. The transcript has a single exon.